CAACCGUUAAAAACAUCUUUCCACACUUCUCUCUCUCUCUCUCUGAAGACGACCUACUUGAUCGUUUUCAGAAGCCAAGAUUCGUUGCACGUACAAUCAACAACCCAAGCGUUUGUAUAUUAAGCCACAACUUCAUAUAAAAGCUGGACUGUAUAUCAAUGAAUGAAAACGGGUAUCAGUCAUGGCUGAAAAAACAUCCAUCUGCAUUGGAGACAUUUGAUGAAAUGAUAGUGAGAGCCAAAGGGAAAAAAAUUGUAGUGUUCUUGGACUAUGAUGGAACACUCUCCAACAUUGUGCCAAAUCCAGAUGAAGCUUUUAUGUCCAAAAAGAUGAGAAGGGUAGUAAGUGAAGUUGCGCGUUGUUUUCCAACGGCGAUCAUAAGUGGAAGAAGUCGUGAUAAGGUAUAUGGAUUUGUAAAAUUAGAUGAUAUCUACUAUGCGGGAAGCCAUGGGCUGGACAUAGCAGCCCCCUUUCAGUGCCAGAACAGACCUGUCGAUAAAAAUGGUGAAGAAGUUGUACGUUUCCAACCAGCACAGAUAUACCAGCCUUUGAUUUACAAGAUACUUGAUGUGUUGAAAGAAGAAACCAAUGAUAUAAAAGGUGUCAUGCUCGAAAAUAAUAAAUUUUGUGUUUCUGUACAUUUUAGACAUGUUUCGGAUAAGGACUUUCCGGUGCUAGAAGAAGUAGUUAAGUCUUUGGUAGACGACUUGGGAGAAUUUAGGUUGUCCGAAGGAAAAAAGGUUUUUGAGAUUCGACCUGAUAUCGAAUGGGAUAAAGGUCAUGCUUUGGAGUAUUUACUGGAGACACUUGGAUAUGGAAGUUCAAAUGAUGUCCUCCCUAUCUAUAUCGGUGAUGAUCGGACCGAUGAAGAUGCGUUUAAGGCAAUAAAGAAGAGAGGAAAAGGGUAUUCUAUUGUUGUGUCCACAAGCCCAAAGGACACCAUGGCUUCUUACUCCCUUCGAAGUCCCUCUGAUGUCAAGAAAUUUCUAUCACGUUUAGUUACCUGGAAGAACAACUCUGAUCCAUCAUAAACAACAACCCUAUCUCAACCUACAUAUAUAUACAUAUGUUAAUGUUAAUUAUAUUUUCUUCCAUAAUUAUAAGUUUUAAGUAUGUGUACAAACCAGUGUUUGAAUUCAUUCUUAAGAAAACCUUAUGUUUCAAAAACCAUAUAGACAAGAAACACAGCUAGUUUGUGAAUGUAAA
Helianthus annuus (common sunflower) is the source of this 1206-nucleotide messenger RNA. Its product is annotated as trehalose-phosphate phosphatase B. The transcript has 10 exons. Gene Ontology annotation, biological process: trehalose biosynthetic process. Lineage: Eukaryota; Viridiplantae; Streptophyta; Magnoliopsida; Asterales; Asteraceae. The record is from RefSeq and is a predicted model, not a curated record. The coding region runs from base 159 to 1031 and encodes 290 amino acids. Gene Ontology annotation, molecular function: trehalose-phosphatase activity.